GUUUUCCUCAAUGCGUUCAUAGAGUACACAAGUGACCCCUCCAUCCGUGUGUGUGGACACAGUCCUGUGUCUGUGUGUAUGUCGCAGGGUUCGAAGUGAGUUGGUCAGGUUCCCCGGAAAGACCCCCAUCAUCGAGCCGGAUGGACGAGGAGGAUUCCCACAACUGACUCUACUGCCUGUGGUCGCGAUGGAAGGGGUGUCGGCAGCGGAAUGCGGAGACGCGUCGAGCGAUCUCGAUGCCUUCAAGAAGCAAAUGCAAUCCGAGUUCGACGCACAGAGGGCUGCGCUCAUGCAGAUGUUCGUCGCGAAGGAAGAAGAACUCAAAAUUGAACAGGAGAAAAACUUCGCCCUCCUGAAACAGAUCGAAGAGUUCAUAGGUCCUGCGGGUCUGGAUUUAGAUGAAAGCAUGAGGAAUGCCCAGAAACAAACCGUUCUCCUACGAUCCGUCGUGAAACCUAUGGAAGACGAGAUCGACGUCUAUAAGAAGCGAAUCGAAGAGUUGGAAAGUGUUCUUGACAGCCUGCGGGCGGACUGUGAUAAAAAGAGACAAAAUGAAAAAGAGGAGCUCAGCAAGCAGUUGAACGAAGCUGCUGCCGAGACGCGGAGUCUGGCAGCUAAAAUCGAAACCAAUGAAGGCUUGCUUUUAGAAAUGUCCGUUCAGCUGUCCGGGUCCGAUGCCGCCUUCCGAUCGGAGCUCGAGAAGCUCAACCAUCAACUGGCUCGGGUGGAAUGGCAGAAUCGUCAGCUGACCGAGGACAACGAUAGGCUUCUGGCGAAACACGUCAGCCGGAUGGAACAACGGAUUAAAACGGAGUCCGAACCGCUCCCCGACGUGUUCGAGAAAGCCGCCAGGAUGGUCGAGCACGACGAGGCGCUUUCGACGGCAUUUCACAACCUGCAAUUCGAAUAUCUCAAGCUGCAUGAGAAAAUGAUCGAAUCGAUGGUCACUUGGGAGAAUGCCGAGGGAAAAUUGCGCGCCGAGCUGCUCUUCCUGCAGGAGCAGCAAGACGAGGUACAGAAAGAGCGACGCAGUUAUGAGGAUACUGUAAAUGACGAGCUGGAGCGAAAAAAUCUCGAAGUUCAGCGACUGCGGGCUUGCGAGCAGGAGUUGGCCACGACCAAGGUCCGAGCAGCCGAACUGGAAGUCAUGGAACCUCUGAAGCACAAGUUCGAAAGAGAAAACCACGAACUUCGGUGCAAGGUUCUCGCGCUGCAGAGGGACCUCGACAAUUCAGAAGCCGUUCAGAAGGACUUUGUGAAACUCUCCCAGAGCUUACAAGUAGAACUGGAGAAGCUGCGCGUCUGUGACGGUGAGGUUCGAUUCCAGCAUCCGGACGACGUGACGGAAUGUAACAGCUGUAAGAAACAUCUGUCCGGGAAAAAGCCCAACUGUAGUCAUUGCGGGAGAAUAUUCUGUCCCACCUGUGUCUCGAAAACCAUUCAGUCGGGACCGAAUCGUCGAAGCUUUAAUGUGUGCGCCGUUUGUCAUACGCUCCUGGAUCAGAAGAGUGCUCCUUACUUUUCAACGCAAUAGUAGCAUAGUUGCCGGGAUUCGGUGGAGCGGUGGAUCGUAGGCUGGACUGGCCGUCCGAAUUCUUUCCUCGCGCAUGAUAACACAGAGACAAGAGGCUUACGGCUCGUGAUCGAGAGACGUGUCGGACUGGGACGUCCAGGAUGACCUUUGAGGAAAACUUCCUUGUAUACAAGUUUGAUCUUACGUGCGAAUUGAGCGGACACCCACAGAAGUAUCAGAAUAAAUGAGUUCCUUUCCUUGAA
Molecule: messenger RNA, 1776 nt
Organism: Galendromus occidentalis (western predatory mite)
Lineage: Eukaryota; Metazoa; Arthropoda; Arachnida; Mesostigmata; Phytoseiidae
Gene: Rbpn-5
Product: Rab GTPase-binding effector protein rabaptin-5
Exons: 2
Coding region: 188-1534 (448 amino acids)
Biological process (GO): endocytosis
Cellular component (GO): intracellular membrane-bounded organelle
Molecular function (GO): GTPase activator activity; metal ion binding
Source: RefSeq, a predicted model, not a curated record